Messenger RNA from Drosophila busckii, 1395 nucleotides. Its product is annotated as obst-G. The record is from RefSeq and is a predicted model, not a curated record. The transcript has 4 exons. Gene Ontology annotation, cellular component: extracellular region. The coding region runs from base 1 to 1395 and encodes 464 amino acids. Gene Ontology annotation, molecular function: chitin binding. NCBI's taxonomy places the organism in Eukaryota, Metazoa, Arthropoda, Insecta, Diptera, Drosophilidae.
AUGGCAACAGCUGAAGCUGUGUCCAUGCCAGCAAUGCCUGCAUUGCAGUGUCCUAUCGUUGACGAUCCCAAUCAUCUGGUUAUGCUGCCCUAUCCACAGGACUGUCGCAAAUACUACACGUGUUCGAAUGGUCAGGCAUUUGAACGUCAAUGCCCCGAUAAUCUAUAUUGGAGCCAGCUGACCUAUCGCUGCGACUACAAGCCGUACUCCAAUUGCAACAAUUAUGAACCUUCAAAUUCUGGCAUUUUAUACAACACCGUGCCAGGAGAUUGCACACACUACUAUGAGACUCGACUGCUUAGCUGCCCCACCAACUAUCAUUGGAAUAAUCGCAACAAUCGUUGUGAUCCCCCACAGCUUGCAGGAUGCGAAUUAUCGCCAUUGCCCACACUGGCCCCAUUCAAUCCAAUUGCCCCUACGGCUGCUACUCCGCCUACACCUAAUUAUCAGCCCACCAUUUUGCCCAACUAUAAUAUACAUAUUGCUUUUGUAUCGGACGACAUGAAGCUUUUAUCGAUAUUUUUGAUAGCUUUUGUACUACAUAAACCAGCCUUCGCCCAGCUCAAGGUUGGCGCUUCGUUCAAAACACCUCUAUGUGAGGGUAAAAAUGGCAUACUUCUUCCCAUGUUCGGCAGCUGUCGUGGCUACUAUUUAUGUAACGAUGGCAGAGCCGUUGUUGGUAGCUGUGAUGACAACAGUCGAUUCAAUAUUCAAACACUACACUGCGAUGAUAAAAAUGAUGUGGACUGCAUUUAUGAAGCUAACGAUGAAGACGACGACGAAUCGGCAAGUGAUGCUUCAGAAGGCGAUCAGUCUGAAUCCGAGUCUGUAGAGGAGAUUGAAGAGCCGGUUUUUGUAAAACCAACCACCACAAAACCACCAGCUACUAAAUUCCCGAAGCCAGUUGUUGAAAACAAUAAUUUGAUUGAUAAACUAUGCAUCAACAAAAAAAAUGGCGCAUUGGUCCCCAAAGCGAACUCUUGUUCAGAAUACUAUAUGUGUAAAUCAAAGAAACCCAGACUACAAUACUGUCCAAAUCAGAAACAAUUUAGUCCCACGCGUCUUAGGUGCAUGUCGCCUGCGGCUGCCAAGUGUACCAUACGGCCAUCAACAGCAGUUGCGGAAGAGCCCAUAUCCAUGCCAGCCGUAACAGCAGGCUUCUGUUCAGAGGAAAAACAAGAUGCGCUCGUUCCUCACCGCUCUGAGUGCGGCAAGUUUUUGCUUUGCACAAAUAUGAUGUUCCUAGUAAUGGAUUGUCCAGAUGGGUUGCAUUUCAAUAAUGAGGCUAAGCGUUGCGACUAUCCAAAAAUUGCCAAGUGCCAACUUUCAUCUAAGAAACUCCAAAAAACAAAGCUAAAAUACCAAAAACAAGAAAAGAAACUGAACAGUUUUUGA